AUGGAGCUCUCCGAGGUGCGCUGCCUGAGCGACAGCGACGAGUUGUACACCAUCAACCAGACGCCCCCUAGUGGCGGGGCCCGUUCCCAGCGCCUGCUGUGGCAGACGGCCGUGCGCCACAUCACGGAGCAGCGCUUCAUCCAGGAGCACGUCAAGGGGCUGGGCUCGGAGGAGGCCUGCUGCCCCAACCACUCUCACCACCCUCGGCGCCAGUCGGCGGGCAAGGGCCUCAGCGGCCACAACAACGGGGGCACCAAGGUCUUCCCGGAGCGCGCCAGCAGCAGCGGGGACCUGGGCUUCCUGCACCUGGAGUGCGCUCCCAGCAACUCGGACUUCUUCCUCAACUGGGGCUACACCUACCGGGGGGUGAUCUUCCCCACCCUGCGCAACUCCUUCAAGUCGCGGGACCUGGAGCGCCUCUACCAGCGCUACUUCCUGGGCCAGCGGCGCAAGUCGGAGGUGGUGGUGAAUGUCCUGGACGUGCUGACCAAGCUGACCCUCCUCCUGCUCCACCUCACCUUGGCCUUGGCCCCCAUGGACCCCGUCAAGGGCAUCCUCCUGGGCUUCUUCACGGGCAUCGAGGUGGUCAUCUGUGCCUUAGUGGUGGUCAGGAAGGACACGACCUCUUACACCUAUCUCCAGUACAGCGGCGUGGUCACCUGGGUGGCCAUGGCCACCCAGAUCCUGGCUGCCGGCCUGGGCUGCGGCCUCCUGGGGGACGGCAUUGGCUACGUGCUCUUCACCCUCUUUGUCACCUACAGCAUGCUGCCUCUGCCCCUCACCUGGGCCAUCUUGGCCGGAUUGGUCACCUCCCUCCUGCAGCUCGUCAUGCAGAUCGUCAUCCCCCGGCUGGCUGUGAUCUCCAUCAACCAGAUAGCAGCUCAAGCGGUUAUAUUUAUGUGCAUGAACACCGCUGGAAUCUUCAUUAGCUACCUAUCAGACCGAGCCCAGCGCCAAGCCUUCCUAGAGACCCGAAGAUGUGUGGAAGCUCGGCUGAGGCUGGAAACCGAAAACCAGAGACAGGAGCGGCUGGUUCUUUCCGUGUUACCUCGAUUCGUCGUGCUCGAAAUGAUUAACGACAUGACGAACGUGGAGGAUGAGCACUUGCAGCAUCAGUUCCACAAGAUCUAUAUUCACCGCUACGAGAAUGUCAGUAUUCUUUUUGCAGAUGUGAAAGGAUUCACUAACCUCUCCACGACAUUAUCGGCCCAGGAGUUGGUCCGGAUGCUGAACGAACUCUUUGCCAGAUUUGAUCGCCUUGCGCACGAACAUCACUGCCUUAGAAUUAAGAUCUUGGGGGACUGCUACUACUGUGUUUCUGGCCUCCCAGAGCCUCGCCAAGACCAUGCUCAUUGUUGUGUCGAAAUGGGACUCAGCAUGAUCAAAACAAUCAGAUAUGUUAGAUCCCAGACAAAGCACGACGUGGACAUGAGGAUUGGAAUACACUCAGGGUCUGUAUUGUGCGGCGUGCUGGGCCUCCGAAAAUGGCAGUUUGACGUCUGGUCGUGGGACGUGGAUAUUGCAAACAAGCUUGAGUCAGGUGGAAUCCCUGGGAGAAUCCACAUAUCCAAGGCGACUCUGGACUGCUUGAACGGGGAUUAUAAGGUUGAGGAAGGGCACGGCAAGGAACGGAAUGAGUUUCUGAGGAAGCACAACAUCGAGACUUAUCUGAUCAAGCAGCCGGAGGAAAGCCUGUUGACCCUUCCCGAAGACAUUGUCAAAGAAUCGGUCGCCUCUUCCGACAGGCGAAGCAGUGGGGCGACCUUCACUGAAGGCUCUUGGAGCCCCGAACUCCCUUUCGACAACAUUGUGGGGAAGCAGCACACUCUGGCUGCCUUAACGAGAAAUUCAAUAAAUCUGCUUCCAAAUCAUCUUGCACAAGCUUUGCAUGUCCAGUCGGGGCCCGAGGAAAUUAACAAGCGAAUAGAGCACACCAUCGACUUGCGGAGUGGCGAUAAAUUGCGAAGAGAGCAUAUCAAGCCUUUCUCCCUGAUGUUUAAAGACUCCAGCCUGGAGCAUAAGUAUUCCCAAAUGAGGGACGAAGUGUUCAAGUCGAAUCUGGUGUGCGCAUUCAUCGUCCUUGUCUUUAUCACGGCCAUCCAAAGUUUACUUCCGUCUUCAAGGAUGAUUCCGAUGGUCAUUCAGUUCUCCAUCUUGAUUAUGCUGCAUUCGGCUCUUGUGCUAAUCACCACUGCCGAGGAUUACAAAUGUUUACCCCUCGUGCUCCGGAAAACUUGCUGCUGGAUUAACGAGACCUACUUGGCCCGCAACGUCGUCAUCUUUGCCUCUAUUAUGAUUAAUUUCCUGGGAGCCAUCAUCAAUAUUCUAUGGUGCGAUUUUGACAAACGGAUGCCCUUUGAGAAUCAGACUUUCAAUUCUUCUUCAUCUUUUACAGACAUUUGCUCCUACCCAGAGUAUUUCGUCUUCACCGGUAUCCUGGCCAUGGUGACCUGCGCCGUGUUCCUUCGUCUCAAUUCCGUCCUGAAACUGGCGGUGCUGCUCCUGAUGAUUGCCAUCUACUGCUUCCUGACGGAGACCAUCUAUGCUUCCCUCUUCCUACAAUAUGACAGCUUCAAUCACAACGGAGAGUAAGUCACAGAUUUCCUGGGGACAAAGGAAGCCUCCUUGCUUCUAAUGGCCAUGUUUCUGCUCGCUGUGUUUUAUCAUGGCCAACAGCUUGAGUACACAGCGCGGCUCGACUUCCUCUGGCGUGGCCAGGCCAAAGAAGAAAUCAACGAGAUGAAGGAGCUGCGCGAGCACAACGAGAACAUGCUGCGCAAUAUCCUGCCGAGUCACGUCGCCCGUCACUUCCUGGAAAAGGACCGUGAUAACGAAGAUCUCUACUCCCAGUCCUACGAUGCAGUGGGCGUCAUGUUUGCCUCCAUCCCCGGCUUUGCCGACUUCUACUCCCAGACAGAAAUGAACAACCAAGGAGUCGAGUGCCUGCGUCUGCUGAAUGAAAUCAUUGCCGACUUUGAUGAGUUACUAGGCGAAGAAAGAUUUCAAGACAUUGAAAAAAUUAAGACCAUCGGCAGCACAUACAUGGCAGUAUCUGGAUUAUCUCCUGAAAAGCAGCAAUGCGAAGACAAAUGGGGGCAUUUGUGUGCUCUGGCCGACUUCUCCAUCGCGCUGAACGAAAGCAUCCAAGAGAUCAACAAGCAUUCGUUUAACAACUUUGAACUCCGCAUCGGUAUCAGCCAUGGUUCUGUCGUAGCAGGUGUUAUUGGUGCUAAGAAACCCCAGUAUGACAUCUGGGGCAAAACUGUUAACUUAGCUAGCCGCAUGGACAGCACAGGUAUCAGCGGUAGAAUGCAGGUGCCCGAGGAAACAUAUCUCAUUCUGAAAGACCGGGGAUUUGCCUUUGACUACCGGGGGGAGAUCUACGUCAAGGGCAUCAGCGAGCAAGAAGGCAAAAUCAAAACCUAUUUUCUUCUGGGAAGAGAACAGCCGAACCCUUUGAUCUUGCAACCCAGGAAACUGACCGGACAGUACUCCUUAGCCGCUGUCGUCUUAGGGCUCGUGCAGUCUCUCAACAGGCAAAAACAGAAGCAGAUCCUGAAUGAGAACAACAACUCCGGGAUCAUUAAGGGACAUUACAAUCGGCGGACUUUGCUCAGUCCCGGCGGGCCCGAGUCAGUGGCCCAAGCCGAGGGCGUGGACAAGACGGAAUUGCCGUAA
Molecule: messenger RNA, 3678 nt
Organism: Gekko japonicus
Lineage: Eukaryota; Metazoa; Chordata; Lepidosauria; Squamata; Gekkonidae
Gene: ADCY8
Product: adenylate cyclase 8 (brain)
Exons: 18
Biological process (GO): cAMP biosynthetic process; intracellular signal transduction; adenylate cyclase-activating G protein-coupled receptor signaling pathway
Cellular component (GO): plasma membrane
Molecular function (GO): adenylate cyclase activity
Source: RefSeq, a predicted model, not a curated record